Hyalella azteca is the source of this 5278-nucleotide messenger RNA. RefSeq names its product transcription termination factor 2 (gene lds). The record is from RefSeq and is a predicted model, not a curated record. The transcript has 8 exons. Gene Ontology annotation, molecular function: ATP binding; ATP-dependent chromatin remodeler activity. The coding region runs from base 127 to 4203 and encodes 1358 amino acids. Lineage: Eukaryota; Metazoa; Arthropoda; Malacostraca; Amphipoda; Hyalellidae.
GCCAUCAAAAAUAUGUAUUUACAUUAAUUUUGAGCAGUAAUAUCAAAUACGUUGGUGCCAAUUUCAAAAUCAUUGCCCCCAUUAGCCUAUUUUAGUUGUACAGAUUAUCUAGAGCAAUCUGGGGCAAUGAACGAGUCAACUAAUAAGCUACUGAAGGACGCUGCAGAGGAAACAUUGGAAGCAUCAUUAACAUGGUCUCCCGUGACUCGGAUUGAAGACAAAAUGUUACAGCUUCCAGUUCCUGAAACGGAUGAGUCGGACACUUCAGCCUCGGAAAUUCUGUCAGGAUCUGACAUGUCUUACGUAGGUGCUUCACCAGCUCCAUCCAUCCUUGCUUUAAAGAAAGCGAAACAAAGUGUGAGAGGCACUAAAAAUGUUGUGGAAAUUAAUGAUGAUUCCAUAAUAGAUAUAUCUCACUCAUUCUCGGAUGCCAGCGACAGAAGGCUCUUAGGGGAAUCUCAGACAAAAACUUCAUCAAAUAUAGGUCCACAAAAACCUUUGGCCACUCUUGAUGAUACUCAUAGCUUAUUUUCUUGUACAAAUAAUUCACUCUCUACUGUUGCAAGGACUAAGCCGGCACAUGAAACUCCAAGUUAUAGAUCUAGUUUUAAUCUCGAGGCCAAAGAGAUGAACACUUCUAAUUUGAAACUCAAUACUUCUGGCUUCUGGCGAGCUCCAGCCGAUACAAGUUCAUCUGAUGAUGAACUUCAAAUUUCUGUUGACUUGACUGCAACAAAUGCCAGUUUACCUAACAUUGACUCAAGUGAGGCUGGACUUGUAAAUCGUUUACAGAACAGUGGCAAUCGUUUCAGUAAAAUUUCAACACCAAACCGCAGUAAUUUCUUAUCGGGACAUCGUGUGUCGGAGGUUUCUCUUAAUUGUGAUGAAGAUAAUCUCCAAAACCGUAGAGAGAAUGUGGUUCCUGAAACGGAUGAAUAUCUGAAUGCAACAUCUCAUAGCCACCACAGCGUUGAAGCUGCUGUGCGAUCGAAAAAGGCAUCUCAUAUCCAUGCAAUUGAUGACAGUCUUGCUGAGAGUCCUGUCAUAGCCAGAAACAGGAAGAAAACUUGCGCAUUCAUCGUCAGUAGUGAUGAUGAUGAUGAUGAGGGUGAUUCGCUUGUUGAUCAUAACGAUGACGCCUCCAUCGAUUCGUUCAUCGACGAUCGUUCGAGAACUGAUGUGAGUGGGAGUCCUCCGAACAAUGCCACUUCAUCAUUUUUGUCUUUGAAAGACGUAUCCAUGGCUGGCGAAGAUUCCAUAUCCGCAGCAAAGCCUGGCGGCAAUUAUGGGAUGAAGGAAACCAAAACUACUGACAAAUCCCAUCAAGAACGGAGAACGUCAGUUAUGUCAAGUGAUCCUAAUUCAAAAUUCAAGAAAAGUGGUGACCGAGCUUACGCUUCGAAUGAUGCGUCAAAUUUGUCAAUUGAAGAAGUCCCGUCACUGAUCUAUCAGAAGAAAAAGCUUGCCAAAAAUGUGAAGCUAUCGGCAUUACCUGACAACGGAGGGCGGCUCAAGCAGCAAAUUCAGGAAUUGGAACAAUCUUUGUCUGACCUUUCGAUGAACUCGAGCAUUCAUGAAAGCUCCAAGUCAGCAUCAGAUAGGGCUGAAGAAUCCAUCGUUGUCGUUCCCUCUUCUAGUGAAGAUGAAUCAGCUGACUAUGCAACUCCAAUGGGGAAACUAACUCGUGUUGCCGAAAGCGUUAAUCGAUACGAGCCUCCUAAGAGUCCGACCUUGAUGAAGCGAUUGGAAGAUAAAAAUGACGAAACCAAUGAAAAAUUAAUUGAUCUCAAAGAGACGCUGGAGAAGAAGAAAAGACUUUUUCAGGCUACCAAUCUUCGGGCCUUGGACGACGGAGGAGAUAAAUUGAAGAAAGAAAUAAAUGAUAUUGAAAGAGAGCUCAUGAUGUUGGAACUGAAAGCUGACGCGACUGAAAUAGUACGUCAUGGAGCAUACCAACAGUAUGAGCAAAAGAAUAUUGGGAAGUUGAACCUCGUGAACGUUGAUGCCAGCAGCACUACUGCUGACGGUGCUCGAUACACGAAACCCGACUUGCCUCAGAAUGUGAUAGACGCUCUGUAUUCAGCUGACCAGAACUAUGGCGCAAGGAACUAUGGCGGUAAAAUUUCGGACGCCAGGGAAAGACAGAUAGUGAGAGUGACCAGUGAUACACUGGAGGCAUUUUCCCAAAUAAUCAGGAACAUGCCUGAUGUUGAAAAUAUAAACCCUGACUCAGUUCAGGAGCCGAGAGGACUAAGAGUUGAUUUAAUGCCUCAUCAAAAGAGAGCACUUGUAUGGCUAUUGUGGCGCGAAUCUCAGGAACCUCCAGGUGGCAUUCUCGCUGAUGACAUGGGACUUGGAAAAACCUUGACCAUGCUUUCCCUCAUACUACGCCACAAGGAGUUGAUCAGCGAGGGCGUUAUUGAUGACUUCGCAAUGGAGACUUUGCGAGAUGAGGACCAAAGCGAUGAAGAAAUCAGCACUAAGGGCGGGUCCAAAUGGUUGCCUAGGCCUCGGAAGCAGCAGCUCAGGAAGACUCAGGGGACGCUGGUUGUGUGUCCUGCUUCUCUGAUGGGACAAUGGGAACGAGAAGCAAAUGAUCGCAUAUCUCGUGGUCGCCUGUCAGUGUUGGUGUAUCAUGGACCCCGGCGCGACACUUCGAUUGGCUUCAUCUGUAAGCAUGAUGUGGUCAUCACCACGUAUCAGCUAGCUAUGAAGGAGGCCUUUGGCAAAGGUGGAUGCUCUGUUAAGGAAAAAAAAAGUGAUGGCAUCCCGAAGUUAAGCCGCAGCGACCAAGGUUGCCUGUACCAAAUUGGAUGGGCGCGAAUAAUCUUGGACGAGGGUCACUGUAUCCGGAAUCACAAAAGUCAAACCGCACAAGCCAUGUGCAUGCUAAAGGGCGGCAGACGCUGGAUACUUUCGGGUACACCCGUUCAAAAUAAAGAAAUGGAUAUGUUUUCUCUGGUUCGUUUCUUGCGGAUCGCUCCAUUUGACGAGUACAUUUGUUGGAAGCAUCAAAUAACGAACAGUAACGUGCAAGGAAUGCGACGACUCACGAUGAUCGUCAAAGCCAUCCUUCUGAGACGCACCAAGGAUCAGGUGGAUAAAUCAUCUGGUGAGAAGCUAGUCAAGCUGCCUGACAAGAAAACUAUUGUGCAUGAACUUUCGCUCUCUCAGGAGGAACGUGAGAUCUACGAUCGAAUCUUUAGGUUAUCGAGAAAUUCUCUUUAUGAAUACAUGAAGACGCACGAAGAAAAGGAACGUGAGAAAGAAUCCAAAACUAAAGAUACUCUUUCUGUUGACGUGACAUCAGCUGACAAAUUCCGGUUCACUCCUACUUUAGGUCAAAAAGAUUUACUGGACGAAAGUGUCAAGACUCAUCAUCUGCUCGUGCUGCUGCUGCGACUGCGUCAGAUCUGCUGUCACCCGACCCUCAUAAAAGCCAUUGUUACCGGUGCUGCUGAAGAUGAGCAAGACGUCGACACGUCCGAUAAAGAAAAUGUGGAUGCUUCGUUGCUGGCACAGUUGCACGAUAUGACACUGCAGGAGCCCGACGACCGCCUGGAGGAAGUUAAGCAGCGCCCUAAAGCCGAGCCCUUCAGCCUGGACAACCCAGUUUUCGAUCCUGCCCACGAGAGCUCAAAAAUUGAAAGGGUUUUCAAAGAGCUUGUGGAGAUAAAAAAGAAGGGUCGCACCGAUAAACUGGGCAACCCUGACCCGAACGGCAACCGCGAGAAGGCCGUGAUCGUGUCGCAAUGGACGUCCAUGCUGAAGAUCUUGCGGGAACAUCUUCUGCUGAACGGUGUCAAGAACCACAUCAUCGACGGCACGGUGCCUGUGAAAGAUAGGACAGCCAUUGUUGCAGACUUCAACGAUAACCCUAAAGGACCCAAAGUUUUGCUGCUCUCUCUUGGGGCUGGUGGCGUGGGCUUGAAUUUAGUUGGCGCCAAUCACUUGUUUCUUCUGGACAUGCACUGGAACCCACAGCUCGAAGCCCAGGCUUGUGACAGGAUUUACAGGGUCGGACAAACGCGCCCAGUCUUCAUACACAAGUUUGUGGUCGAUAACACAGUCGAAGUCAAAAUUUUGGAGCUUCAGAAGAAAAAGCUGCAGCUGGCCGCGGAGGUACUGGGCGGGGCCAAGAGGAGCGCUGGCGAUAACGCCCUCUCCAUCAACGAUCUUGCAAAAAUCUUCGACUUGCAAUAAUGGACUGCCUCAUCUCGUCUUUUUAAAUAGCUUGAUUUUAUGUAUUCAUUUCUUUUUAUUUAACUAGAAGCUUGUGCCUUUUUUCGUUUUGUGAGACAAGCUUUCAAUGUGGUUCAUUCCUGUUGAUAGGUCUAGUGAGUUCAUUUUCCCUCACUGAGGGUUGAGACCAAAAUAAACUUGACCUUUCUUUAAAAUGUUGACGCAACGAGCUAAGUGCCUUGCACUUCCUUCUAACUUUAGAGCAUUUAUUAGUUCUGUGCAUAUCUUUAUCAGAACCUCUUUUUUGGUUCAGAUUAUAUGCUCUGGUUUCGAAAACAUUCCACAAACAUGAAAAGUAGAGCGAGCUUGAGGAUUCUGUCCGUGUCCGCAAGCCUUCUGACGUCUUUCCUUUACUUCGAUAUUUUAUGAGCGAGGUUCUUCCACCUUGAGGGUAGAUAUAACUAGCAUUUCUUUUCAUUUCUCUUAUGAGGGCUUACUCAGUGAGACGCGAGUGAAGUACAACGGAUACAUUUUUUUUCUACUAACGCUGCUUCUUUGCGCGCUUGCCAUCUUCUGUUUCUUUUGGAUGGAAUCCAUUUUUCGAUCUCGCUAUGAUAUGGUUUGUUUUGAAGCGCGGCUCUGUACACAACUUCCAACUUGCGCUUACUUUUCAAAGUUGUCGUAUUAAUAGUUAAUGCUACUUGCAUCAAGACCAAUGAAGAAAGUUCUUAUGUUUUUACCAAGCAUCUCAGUUUAUUUUGAAUCUUGGUUUUAUGGGAAGUUUUAAUUCUGUGGUUUAACGGAUUUUUUUUGUUAAUUGCGACCUGUUCAAUGGAAUGCCCAAACGUGAUGAAGCUCAUUUAAUGAUGGAUUAAAAAGAAUGAGCUUUCUCUAUCGAUAGUGUGACUUUUAAUUUAUGCAAUGGUUAAUCGAAAACCAUGCAAAAAAAAACAUUUCAUUUCACUGUUCAGUAAUCAUUGCAUUUGUCGCUGCAAUGCCGAAUGGAUUCAUUAGGAGGCUAUGCAAUAGUUUAUUUGUAACAUUGUGUUAGGUCCUAUCUCAGAUUUUCGAUAAAUGAAACUGAUAUUUUAUGUGA